Molecule: messenger RNA, 3355 nt
Organism: Anopheles coustani
Lineage: Eukaryota; Metazoa; Arthropoda; Insecta; Diptera; Culicidae
Exons: 4
Coding region: 220-2370 (716 amino acids)
Biological process (GO): double-strand break repair
Cellular component (GO): nucleus; site of double-strand break
Molecular function (GO): ubiquitin-protein transferase activity; metal ion binding; nucleosome binding
Source: RefSeq, a predicted model, not a curated record
GUUAAUAAUAACCGCGUAGUUGAAGACUUUAAGUUAAUACCACAUUUUCGCGGCACCCAAUAGUUAAACAAGUGCUUUACACAUGAAGAAAAAGCAAAAUUGUUUUGUUUGUUUUCACUGUUUGUAAUGUGACUCCCGGAUGUGACAAUGAAGCUCGGUGGUUGUGAUUGUAUCCUGUUGCAAAAGCUUGACCACUAGCCAAUCCAUGUUUCCCGGAAAAUGUCCUCGAAACUGUUAAACUACCCUUCGGCUACCAGCACCCGGUUUGGGACUGAUUCCUCGUCAGCUGUGUCGUCUAGCGCACUUGCAGGGUCCUGCUCGCUCAACUACGACAAUCUCCAGCUCGACGACAUCCUCUGCCCGGUCUGUACUUCGGUUCUUGUCGAACCAGUCUUCCUGCCGUGUAAACAUCUGUUCUGUCGCAACUGUCUCAGCGAGACGAUCGAGAAAAAUAAACUUAACUGCCCGUGCUGCCGGAAGCGUUUCGGUACCUGGUACCGCAAUGCAUCCCGCGUCAACAACCUCGUGCACGAACGGCUUUGGCAAGCGAUACAAAGUCAGUUCCGUGACCAAUUGACACUAGAAAGCUCCCUAGGAUCCCAGAAAGGCUCAUCGAAUGGAUCAACGCAACAGGACAAAAGCUGCUACGAAAUAAACCGGCCAAAACAAAACAUCACCUUGGCCACGCCGGGAGAAAUUAGGAAGGAAUUCACUAGCGAGCUGAAGCGCUUCCAGAAAGAGCGUCUCGAGGAGGCUACAAAAGAGCUGGCCGCGACUGAGCAGUGCAUCCUUAAUCUGUACAAACAAGAGGGGAUUAUAGAAGUUGGUGACAACAGCAGCCAUGUGUCCGUAUCGUCCACAACGACCCCAGAUCCGCACGAUGGAGUGGUUGUUCGGAAAAUUACCACCGUUGGCAACAUCUCCCCAAUGGCUGGUCCAUCCUCACUGUGCAAUACACGGCGACAAGUUCCAGAGAAAGUCCCACAAAACUGUAGUCAAACCACCAAGGAUGGGAUACAAAAAACAUUUGGCACAAUCGCAUCGUUGUUUGUCAAAUCUCCAUCAACCGGGAGCGUCAUCUCCAUCUCGUCGACUUCGUCCGCACAAUCUGCCGUGACCGAUUCUUCGUGCGCUUCUUCGUCCGCGUCAGGGCGCUACAGUUUGCUCAAGUCCGUCGUCCAGCAAGUUGGCCGCAGUGCAGAGAUGGUGAAGCAAAAGGUGCAAGGUACUAUUCUGAACCGUCUAACGACCGGGAAGUUGCAGCAACAGCAUUAUAAGUCGCUGAGCAUGUUCGAUCUGAACAAAAGUGAACAUUGCAUAAAACCGACCGCGCUACACAAAAUUGAACACCGUGGCGUUAAGGAGGAGGAAGCCAAUGACGAUGGCACAAUGGAUGAUACCGAUAGCUUGAAGUCAGAGCAGAAUCACUUCAUACCGAUCAUAGCGUCAUUGCCAAAGAGCAGUUUCUCGCUUGAUACGGUCACCCGCGCAGUACCGGUGCGCCCAAUCGUUUUCGGUAACAAGUAUGGCUAUUCGCCUAAAAAAAGUCCCUAUCGGCCACUGAAGGCAACAAGUGUGCAUCAGUCAGCUUUCUCGGUUGUGAAACUAUUUACACCUCCCAAAAUAUCAUCCCCGGUUGAGAGUGAAAAGGUGGGAGCGAAAAGUAAACGAAACGAUAAAACACCCACCAAAACUCCCCAACGUCGUGGCCGCCCACGUGGUACGAAGGUAAAGUUCAGUCCUACGAGGGCGAGAAAAACAGUCCCUCGGAGUCUCGAUCGUUCUGCUAGAUCCGGCGGUGGUGGUGGUGGCGGCGGCGGCACUAGCACCCGCACGACCCGUAGCUCUGUCGAGGCUCAAGCCAACGCAAUCAGAGAACUGAUCAUAAGCGAUCAGCAACGACGCGAGCAGCAGAUCGAGAUGGAAAAACGCGACUUCGAGUUCGCACAAAGACUGCAGGAAAAGUUAAACCGAACCAGUGGCAUCAUGCAGGAGAUUCACCGGCAGUAUCCGGCACCUAGAAGCACCGGUUACUCGUUGCGACGAAAGGGUCCCGCCAAUUGCACACCGAACGACGAGUCGCCCAACCUCGGUGCCUCGUCGUCGACGGAAGAGAGCAGUUCCAAGAAUACUCCCGCCAAAAACUCGCGCAAACGAAAAGCCACCAGUAGCAGCGUGGAGAAUGAUGUUCCUUCGAGUUCCUCGCCGGCAAAACAGAUCGCUGGCCGUGCAACUCCUCCUCGUCAGACUAGACCGAAUCGCACAUCGAAACGCAACAAUGUUACUCUUCCGGCGGACACUUCUGUGACGACCGCCAACGAGCAGCCGUCGAUACCGCAGCGCAAAUCUACUAGAAACAAAACACGUUAGAAGCAGUUGAUUGCCGGUAAGAUAAAAUUUAAGCCGAUUGGGGGAGGGAGGGGGAAAGCAAUUCACAUUCAAUAUUUUGUCUUUUACGUAUCAUUAAUACAACGUAAUACUGUGCCAGAAAGCCCGAAACGUUACCCAUUGUGGGUGACCACCGCCCAUUUGCAUCGUAGGGCGUUGUCUUCAAAAGACACACGUUCGUUAAUGUAAGGUACAUACACGGGGGGGGCUUUAUCUCAAUCCAGAUUAUCCGGGUAUCUAUGCAUUCGUUGCCAAUCAGCUCGAGCAAGACUCAGUGCAUGACACGAGCUGGUUGGGAUAGCGUUCGACGUUUUCUUUUGUUGCAAAAGUAUAAUAUUUGUUUGUAAAUCCAGAAGAAUGUUAUUUCCCUCAGUCAAACCACAUAAAAUGUUUUCACUGUCCUAUAUAUAUUUUCUUCUAGUAACCUCUGUUGCCACCAGAAAACUAACAAGUAUAGGCAGAAUCGUUUGCGUGCGUGGUGGUCGAAUUAAGUGUAGAUAUGUAUUUCCAUGUAUAUUAAAUCCUUGCGUAUUUGUACGAAAAUAAAUCACAUGUCGUUAUCAGUGUGAUAGCUUUUUAUUAUAGCAUAAAACUACUUUUUUUUAUUCGCGAAUAGAAGGAUCAGUUCCAGACUUACAAUAUACGGUAAAACCACACAAACAAACAAACACACAAAGUCGACAGUUUAAUUCUCGUCCUGCAUUUACGAUAGUGUUAGCCAUAGCCGAGAGGAGGAAAGCAUUUCACUGAAGCUACGUUAUCGAUAUUUUUUAUAUGAAAAAAUCAAACGCUCCAUAGGUCCACGCGACAUAAUAUACGACAUAACCAGACGCGGUGUCUUCGAGUAAUUUGAAAUUUCUGUUACUAUUAUAGCAUGGUUCCAGAAGCAAAAAAAAAAAGAAUGCUCAAAAACACGACUCAUACAAAACUUGCGGAAAUGGUAACAAAAUAAAGGUAAUCAUUGUCA